AUGACAACCUUGUUUGACGCCAAUGUCACCGACAUACACGGUGGUGACGGAAUAGAAAAUGCAGCAUAUUUCGAAGAUGUGGACUUUUCGGAAGUUACCCAAAUCGAAAACGGACUGAAUGGAUAUGAAGUACAGGAUACAGUAUCCUUAGUAGAGACUGAAUCACGGGAGGUUGUUGAUAUCCUAAGAAGUUGUAAAAAAUGGCUGACGGGGACCAACUUCUUUGUGUAUUGCAGUCAUUUCCUCUCGGCAUGGGGAGACCGAAUGUGGUCGUUUGGUGUUGGUUUAUUUUUGAUUGAGAUAGCCGCCAGAUCUUUACAGCUAACAGCGAUCUAUGGAUUGAGCUCGUCCAGUUCCUAUCUGCUAUUUGGUGCCAUUGUAGGCGACUGGGUUGACAAAACACCCAGAUUGAGAGAAAUGACGUCGACUUUACGAAGGAUCGAUCUGGGAACUAAAAUUCUGGCACCAAUAGCUACUGGCCAGAUAAUGACGUAUCUUGGCCUAGAAUACGGUGCUGUAUUUAUUGGUGGGUGGAAUUUAGUCACAGUUUUUAUUGAAUAUUACCUGAUCUGGAAAGUAUACCAGACGGUUCCUGCUUUAAGAAAGAAAAAAGGAGUUGCUAAAUGUGAUGACGUACCGACAGUGAAAACAGAAGAAGUUGAAUUGGGAACAGAUGUCGAGGGUGCUUCUGACGCAGUCGAUAAUAUUAAAGUUAGUAAUGAUACAGGAAAUAAUAUCCAGACUGAAAACAAAGGUCUCGAACACAAUGAUUCUGAUAACAGCGCAGUGGAAGAAAGAUCGGAAGAAGGUUCAGAAAAGAAGGAUCCAGAGAAGCCCUUCAGUGAUUUAGCUCCAUCAAACAAGAACGCUCAAACCGAGUCAAAUGAUCCAGUAUCUAAGACCAACACCGCCGAAAUUAAAAAAUCUGGCGGAUGUAAAUUUGGAAAAGGAUUUAUUACUCUGUAUAAAGGUUGGAGAACAUAUUUACGGUAUAAUGUGUGUAAUGCUGGAUUGGGUCUUGCUUUUCUUUAUAUGACUGUUCUAGGAUUUGAUAACAUUACUGUGGGUUAUGCCUAUUCUCAACAUAUAUCAGAAUCAAUUCUGGGAUUUCUAAUGGCAGGAGCAGCAAUUAUUGGUAUUAUAGGAACCAUUACAUAUCCCAUGAUCCGUAAACGUAUUGGAUUAGAACGCACUGGACUCUUUGCUCUAAGUUCACAAAUCGCAUGUCUAGUGUUGUGUGUAGUGUCCGUUUUUAUGCCUGGAAGUCCCUUUGACAUCCUGUACCGCACUCGAGAACAUGUUGAUACUAAAGUCAACUGCACUAGUGCUGCGAAUGUCAGCUCAAUGUCUGAUUACAUGCUUAAUGACACAAAUUCUCUGAACGUUUCUUUAUUAUACGGAUCAUUUGCUAAUUCUUCUUCUUGUGGUGAGGACUCGGGGUCCUUCAAUUAUACUUCCAUCAUUAUGCUAAUGGCUGGAAUCAUUACUGCCAGAUUUGGUUUAUGGACAGCCGAUUUAGCCAUAACUCAACUGUUUCUGGAGACUGUUGAGGAGGAGGAAAGAGGAAAAGUAAAUGGAGUUCAGCAAUCAUUAAACAGACUCAUGGACUUGUUAAAAUUCGCUAUGGUGGUCGCGGCACCAGAUCCCCAAUUAUUUGGCGUUUUAGUGUUCAUAUCGUUUGCCUUUGUGUGUUUAGGUGCGGUUUUAUAUGCCAGUUAUUCGAGAAGAGCUAGAGGUCAUUUAUUCCAUUUUGAUAAAAUAGUCAAGUGUACCAAUAACAAUCACCAAAUACCUACAGAUAAUCCAAAAGUUUGA
Lottia gigantea (owl limpet) is the source of this 1815-nucleotide messenger RNA. RefSeq lists its product as hypothetical. The record is from RefSeq and is a predicted model, not a curated record. Gene Ontology annotation, biological process: iron ion transmembrane transport. The transcript has 7 exons. Gene Ontology annotation, cellular component: membrane. Lineage: Eukaryota; Metazoa; Mollusca; Gastropoda; Lottiidae. The coding region runs from base 1 to 1815 and encodes 604 amino acids. Gene Ontology annotation, molecular function: iron ion transmembrane transporter activity.